Hydractinia symbiolongicarpus is the source of this 618-nucleotide messenger RNA. RefSeq lists its product as uncharacterized. The transcript has a single exon. The record is from RefSeq and is a predicted model, not a curated record. Lineage: Eukaryota; Metazoa; Cnidaria; Hydrozoa; Anthoathecata; Hydractiniidae. The coding region runs from base 1 to 618 and encodes 205 amino acids.
AUGUCAGACAGAGAUAAUAUAUUCAAAACAAUCCCCAGUGUUUUCAAAGUAAAAUUUCCAAGAUUGACCUCUAUAAUUGAUUGUUUCGAAAUAUUCGUCGAAUCUCCAGCAUCACUGUUAGCAAGAGCUCAACUGUACAGUCAGUACAAAAAACAUUGUACUAUCAAGGUGCUCAUAUCAUGUACACCACUUGGUGCAAUUAAUUUUAUUUCAAAAUGUUAUGGUGGGCGUGCAUCAGACGUUCAAAUCACACGAGAAUCCGGCUUCCACUUGAGUAAAUACCAUAUGCCUUCAGAUCAGAUCCUUGCAGACAGAGGUUUUACCUUGAGAGAUGAAUUUGCUGCCGGCAGUUCUUCUGAACUUAUUGUACCAUCUUCACAAAGGGAAAAAAGCAAUUGGCAGCUAAGCUCGAGAAAAAUAGCUUCAGUAAGAAUACAUAUUGAACGUGUUAUCGGUUUGAUGCGAAAUCGUUACCUUAUUUUGAAAGGGACAUUACCACUGAGAAUUAUAAAAAAUAUAAAGGAUGAGGCGCAUUCAUCAACACUGGCUAAUUGUGAUAAAAUUGUGACAGUUUGUGCUGCACUCACUAACUUGGGUGAAAGUAUAGUAUAUAAAUAA